Molecule: messenger RNA, 1783 nt
Organism: Eriocheir sinensis (Chinese mitten crab)
Lineage: Eukaryota; Metazoa; Arthropoda; Malacostraca; Decapoda; Varunidae
Product: WASH complex subunit 1-like
Exons: 11
Coding region: 177-1733 (518 amino acids)
Biological process (GO): Arp2/3 complex-mediated actin nucleation; endocytic recycling; retrograde transport, endosome to Golgi
Cellular component (GO): WASH complex; early endosome; recycling endosome
Molecular function (GO): alpha-tubulin binding; gamma-tubulin binding
Source: RefSeq, a predicted model, not a curated record
GUAAAUAGAGGGAGAUUUGGCACCAUGUUGGAGGAGGUGGAGGGCGUGUGAGGGAGAUCUGUCAUGUGGUUUGCGCUUCUCCACUCAUCUCCACUAGCCUCCACUCAUCUCCACUAGUCUCCCUCAUCUCCACUAGUCUCCACUCAUCUCCCAGGCCGUGUGCGUAAGUCAGCAGGAUGGUGGUAGAGCAGGGUCAGCAGGAGCAGGGUCAGCGGAGGCAGCAGGAGGUUCCGCUGGUCCCCGCCGAGCUUGGGAGGGCCUCCACCGCCAACACCUGUGUGGAUGUCCUGCUCCACCUUGAGGCCGUGGUGGAGGAGGUGUUUGGCGGAAUUACCUCCAGGCUGAAAGACACCUCCGCCAGGCUGGAUGGACUGCGGCAGAGGGCGGAAAACGCACAGGCCAAGGUGGAUCGACUUACUGGAAUCAACAAAGCAACACAGGUCUUCUCCAGUGCCCAAUACCCAGGGGGGGAGGGGUACCAGCCCUUCCCCCUGGUUCACACAGGAUCGAAGCCCCCCCUGGUCUUCCACAGCACCCCUGCCCCCCCCACCCAGGACCCCCAGGCACCCCCCACCAUGACACAACUGCAGGAGAAGCUACAAUUCUACCACGUUCGGGAGAGGAAGACCGGAGGAGGAGGAGGAGGAGGGGGGCUGGAGGGGGAGGAGGGCGACAGGGAGGAUGGUCUAGGAAGGCUCCCUCCUCACCUCUCCUCCGUCUCCUCCCUUCUUCUCUUCAACACCAACCACAACCCGUAUAAGAAAUACAUGGUGCUUGACCCCCUGGGCGUGGUGUGUGGCACAAGAGGCGUGGCACCGAGGAGCAGGGCGGGCACUGGCACCCCCACCCCCCCUGGCCUGCACGAUGCCCCAACCACACUACAGGACGGAGCGAUUGGCGGCGGGCUGGUCAACAAGGAUGGCUACCAGUACCUGCCUGACCUCACCGACCUGCCUGACCUGGACCUGCCCUCGGAGCUGCCCUUCCUUACAGGUGUUGCAAAUGACCUUCUCUUUGAGGGUGGACCUGACCCCACCAUCGCCCCCUCCCUGAGCUUCCACGACGGUCCCCCCCUACAGCCCCCCUCCACCACCACCACCAAACCACCACAACCACAACAGUCCACCACCACCUCCACUCCACCACCCUCACAACCAGCUCCUCCACCUCCUCCUCCUUCCACAACUGCUCCUCCUCCUCCUCCUCCUCCUCUUCCUGCAUCUAGUACUCCUGCUCCACCUCCUCCUCCUCCUCCUGCUCCUACCUCUGCUCCUCCUCCUCCUCCUCCACCUCCUCCACCUCCUCCGCCGACAGGACCAGCCCCAGAGACUCUCCCAGCGGCCGCACUUUCCGAGGCUCGCAGUGACCUCAUGCGUGCCAUCCAGGAGGCCGGGGGGGUCGGGGGUGCCAAGCUGAAGAGUGCCAAGCAGGGGGGCCGGAAGAAGGGGGGCAGUGGUGGGGGCAAGGAAGGGGAGGGCAAGGUCACACCGAAGGCUUCCGGCGGUGACCUUAUGAGUGACCUUUUCAAUCGCCUCUCACAGCGACGCAAGGGUAUUUCCGGGGCACAGAAGAACCCCCCCAGCGAGCCCCCCAGGACCCCAGGGGGUGGCGGGGGGGGCAGCACCAUGGAGAGACUGGCCUCCAUCAUCCCCCCGCCCCCCCUGAGCUUCGGAGGGGGGCAGGAGGUGGAGGAGGGGGGGGACAAGGAGGGGAGUGAUGAGGAUUGGGAUUAAGGGGGGGGUCUCUCUCUCUCUCUCUCUCUCUCUCUCUCUCUCUCUCUCUC